Coffea eugenioides is the source of this 2115-nucleotide messenger RNA. Its product is annotated as methyltransferase-like protein 2. The transcript is spliced from 10 exons. Bases 217 to 1503 code for a protein of 428 amino acids. Gene Ontology annotation, cellular component: RNA N6-methyladenosine methyltransferase complex; nucleus. The record is from RefSeq and is a predicted model, not a curated record. Lineage: Eukaryota; Viridiplantae; Streptophyta; Magnoliopsida; Gentianales; Rubiaceae. Gene Ontology annotation, molecular function: methyltransferase activity.
AAAUUUUAACUUUAAAAGCACCUUAAAGUACACCAUAAAAAUACCGAACUUAGAGAGGCUUCUAUAAUAGUAAAAUUUUUUGAAAAUAUCCCAAAAACACCUAAUAGCUGUUGCUAUUACUAAAGCAGAAAAAUUGGAGGUAGAACGAGUAAUUACAGAACCUCUGUCCACUGCCCAGCUUGUAUUUUCGGAGCAGCGACAAUUAUUUUCCCAGCAAUGAACAGUCCGACAACCCACGAGAGGUUCUCACGGUUUCUCAAGUCGGGAAUUUACCGGUUUGAAAACUCAACUGCCAUUUUCAUCGACCCGGUUCGAGUCCUUAACCGGUUCUACACACGGUUCAGAGUUUCUCCUACUGCUUACUACUCCCGCUUCUUCGACGACGACGACCACAACGGCAACUCAAAAGAAGAAACGCCCGAAGCUCCGCCGGAUUCCCGAAAACGGAAGCGCAAAAAAGAGAAAAAACCUCGCCCGCUAAACGAAACAGAACUAAUUGCCCAACGCCGCCACCAGGAAGUGAGACCGUUGCUAUUGAAAGCACAUGAAACUUUGCUUGGAACCACUGAGCUGUUGGCUGCUUUGAAAGGUUUGAGGAGUGAUGGACAUUUUACUGAUGAAGAAUGUAGAGGAAGUGCGCUGAAGAGGGAGGCCAGUGAGCUUAACUUUGUAGAGCUAGGAAGGGUUUGGCAAUCACCUCUUUACGAAAUUAGUCUUAAUUUCGAUCAAGAUCAGAAUUUUACCCAAGAUGGAGGGGACCAAAUUUCUGUACCUGUAUUUAACAAUUUUGUCGUCAACAACGGAGACAAUGAUGUAGAGGCUGAAUUAUUGAACCGCAAUUAUAUAAUUCCUCGGAAAAGUUGUUUUUAUAUGUCUGAUUUAAAGGAGAUUCAUAAUUUGGUUCCAGUUGAAUGUGAAAGCGGCUUCAAUCUCAUAUUGAUUGACCCACCAUGGGAGAACAGCAGCGCUCACCAGAAACUGAAGUACCAUACUUUGCCAAAUCGUUACUUCUUAUCCCUUCCUAUCGAGCAACUAACUCAUACGAGUGGAGCAUUGGUAGCCUUGUGGGUGACAAAUAGGGAAAAGCUUAGGAGGUUUGUAGAGAAUGAAUUGUUUCCCUCGUGGGGGGUCACAUAUGCAGCGACCUUUUACUGGUUGAAGGUAAAGGCAGAUGGCCAAUUGAUUAGCCAGCUGGAUCUCUUUCAUCACAGACCAUAUGAAUGCCUUGUCCUCGGUUAUUCUUCUCAAAAGGAUGUAGAUGUAGUUGAAUUGUCAGGACAUGUUCCUAUACCAGAUAAUCAAGUAUUUAUCAGUGUCCCUGGUGAUUACUCAAGGAAACCCCCAAUAGGAGACUUGCUGCUAGAGUAUGUUCCAGGCUCUAAGGAUUGUCGUCGUCUUGAACUAUUUGCUCGAGAAUUAGGUGCUGGUUGGAACUGUUGGGGCAAUGAACCCCUACACUUUCAAGAUACAAAAUAUUUUCUCAAAAGGAGGAGAGAUAGAUGAAGCUUGAGAUGAUGUACGCUCGGAUCAAGGAUGUUUCUUGCAAUCCAGUACUUGUUGACCUUUUCUAGAAGGCAUUUGCUUACUCUGAUGGCCGAUGCUAGUGGUAGAAAUUGUAGAAAGGACCGAAACUGCAAAACUAUAAGAUUUGCAGCCCCAGAGCAUGAUUAUUUGCCUGGCGAAUUGGCUAAAAAGGGCUACAUGAUGGCAAUUCUUGAUUGAAGUGGGUAACUUGUGAGAGUAGCUUAUCUCGUCUGUGCUUGCAUUGAUAAAAAGUUUGGGGCUUCAGCUGGAUCGAUCGUAACCUAAUAGCGGCUUGUCUUUACCUGUUUUUCCACAAGGUGCGGAUGGAGGCCUUGCAUAUCAGAUUCUGAAAGUCGUAAUUUUCGGCAGUGUUUUCUUCUUAGAAUUAUGGAAUUGGGGAAUAGUUCUGCUUCUGGGCGUUAGAAGAUGGGAAUGUACUACGUCUUAAAAUUUUCUUUCUACUUGGUACUGUAUUAUAUUCUCACAUAUCCUACUACCAAAACUACAUAACGACUGACUGGUAACUACCCCCUCGCCUAGUGCUACAGCUUCUUCUUUUAAGCUGUAUAUAUGUGAAUAAUUUUUUGCCAA